UAUAUGCUUCUUGUCAUUUUUAAUAAACUACAUGAUCGAGUGUUAUCUUGUUAAAUCAAAUUCACCCCCAAUUCAGAUCAGAACGACUAAUCUCAACGUUUGCAACCAGAAUAUGCAUUUGAAUGCAGCUCGUGACUCACUGGUUUGUGGUCCUCUCUGAAACCUGUUUCUUUAAUUUUUCCUUUCAAAACAACUCUAGGCUUGUUGAUUAAAUUUCCUCUAUGACAUGUCCCCGCGACAAUAAUAUAUUGAAUUUAAUGUCAAACUGCGACGAGGAGGACCUGGUACCACAUGUUCUUUAGGCAUGGGAAGUGAAGUUAACUGGUUGUCUCUGAUAGUAGUGUUUGACUAGUUUUGUUUAGAAGCAAUAAUGUUGAGCUCAUAGGUUUUAAUCUGUACUUGUGGGACACAAAACUAAUUAUGUAAUAGAAAAUUUUGCCAACAGACAGUAUGUGAGUAUGCUCUGGUGCAAAGUAUGGUGAUCCAUGCUGCUGUCUUUUUUUAGGAAGAUUUGCUGCAGCUCCUAUCCCUUUCAUUACAUACAUGCUUACUUUGUAUUUUUGUUUGCACAUUCUGUUCGGAGACAUAAGACUGGAGACUGGAGGAGGAUAAAUAAACGUUACGUGAAAAUUAAAGAUUUUUCCCAUUUAAAUUUGAUUGCUACAAAAUUCAAAUAGAAGUUGAGAACGACGAGGUUCAAAAUUGAUUGAAAAAAUUGCUCCAUUGUUACUGUAACAAGCAAUGGUCCAAGAUUCAAAAUUUACUAACUGUCUAUGAUGGACAGCCAGUGUGGAUGUGUUAGGCUGUGUUGACCCAAAACACUCACGUUUUAUUGCUUUCUUUGACUGAAGCAACGUAUGCAUGAAUUUGAUGGAUCAUUGCUUUCUUUGACUGAAGCAACGUAUACAUGAAUUUGAUGGAUCAUUAAAUAUGACACACCCAACUUUAAGGUUUGACUGUAAAAUGCAUAUAGUGAUUGCCUGAUAGUAGCUGAGAUCAUCUAAAUGAAAUCACCCCCUUCCCAAACUUCACUAGAUACAUAUGUUGCUAAAAGGACUAUUGCGAAUAUUUGUGAAUGUUUUACCACAAUUGUGCGAAUAAGUAUUCAGUAUGAUUUUUGGUGUUUAAUUUUUUUGCCCCACCAAGUUAAAGUGACAUAAUAAUUAGUACUAAUACUCUUAUAAUAAAUCUGAUGUGAUAAUCUGAAGGCAGCAAUAGCUUGCUACGCUACGACUAGUUAAAACUACACUAAUUAUAUAAAAAUCAUUUACAAUAUGUCACACUUUUAGGAAAGUCGAAAGUCAUAAAUACUACUUUUGUUUUGCUUUGUUUGUCAUACUAUUACUUGGCACCAAGUUGAAUCAAGAAAUAAAGAUCUCUGGAAUUUAUGAUCCAACAUAUCUAAGUUGAAUCAAGAAAUAAAAACCUCUGAAAUAUUUGAUCCAACAUAUCAUAAUAUUGAUAUGAGUUUAUAUGAUCUUUGACGUAUCAUCAGUAUAUGAUAAUGAAAACUUUUUCCCAAAAAAAAAAAAAAAGUGUUUUCUCCGGAGAAAUUAAAAAGAAAAUAAUGACAAGUCAAGUGGAGCCCAGAAUCUUUAAAGUAACGUUUGAACUUUGAACGAAGAAAAUAUAAGAUAUUUUAUCACUUUUUGUUAGCUAAUUUAAUUUUGUCACAAGUAAUAUAGUCCAAAAUAUAGAUGAACCCACAGAAAGGUGGGAUGGUCAAUGUUGCCUUAUAUUUCUCCGCAAGCGGCGCCACUUAGGGGAAAACCAGAUCUAUAAGCUCAACUUCUCACAGGUCCCCAUCCAGUUAACUAGUUCAACACCUGUAACACCCCACCCCACUACACAGUCCCCAACACAUCACCCCUAUUAAAAUACACUAUUUCACUAUCAUUUUUUCUCCCUUUCAUUCUUGUUAUCUCCAAAAUAAGACCUUAGCUGCAGCUGCUGCAGACCCUCUAAAAGACUCCAAUGGAUCCCACCCUCAAAAAGCAACAUAAACCCACCCCUUUCUCCGCCACCAUCUCCACUACCAAACCCCACCCCCCACCAGAUCCCACCCUCCCUUCCCCCACUAUCCAAAACAUCUCUUCUCACUUCUCUAAGCUCUAUGCAAAUCACAAAAUCCUCAAAUCUGGACACAGACAUCCUCCUCCUGUUGACACUCAUCUACAGGCCAAAACUCUAGCUGCUUCCACUGCUUUUGAUUCCUCAUGUUCUGCUUUGACCAAGUCAAAGAGCCAACAUGGGAGGAGAUAUGUUGCAGUAGGUGGGCACAAGGAUAUUGAUAAAGCUAUUGUCUUGCAAGAAGAAGGUGAAAUCAAGAAAGUACCCAACAAGGAGAAGGAGUUGAAGAAAGAGGUGGAUGUUAAAAGGGCAUUAGCCUUGUUAUCCAAGAGCCAAGAUAGUGACAAAAUGAGGGGGUUUCAGCAAAGGGGUGAUAAGAUCAUCAAAAGACCAUCUUUUUCCUUGUCGGUGAAUGGUGGUGGAAGGAGGAAAUCAUUCUGCUGUUCACAGACUGAGUUGGCUGAUUUCUUUUCUUGCAGUGGUGUGAAAGUUGUGUCUGUGGAUAUGCCACCCUUUAUGCAGAUUCAUGCUGUGGAUUUUGCAAGAAAGGCUCAUGAUAGCUUGGAAAAGUUCUCCUCUAAAUCACUUGGUUUUUCCCUCAAAAAGGAGUUUGAUGGGGUCUAUGGACCAGCAUGGCAUUGUAUAGUAGGGACCAGUUUUGGCUCUUUUGUCACACAUUCAGUAGGUGGUUUCAUUUAUUUCUCCAUGGAUCACAAGCUAUAUGUACUCCUGUUCAAGACUACUGUACAAAAAGCAGAAUUUAGUUGAAAUCUUGAGGUGAAAUUGAAAUUCCUUUUAACAUAGGGAAAUUUUUGGAAAAAAAGUUUGCUCUCUGUCUUUCUUAGUUUUGUCCAUUAACUUUGAUGAAAAAGUAAAUGGUAUUAGUAGUCCCAUAGACACUUCCCUCCUCCACUCUGGCCCCUCAAAAUCAGUACCCUAUCCCUUUAACUGUGCACCAUUAAACACCCUCCAAAGAGGCAGUGUAAAUCAUUUGGUACAUUUGGUCCUCUGGCUCAGAAAGUAGAUAAAUUAUUUAAUGGUGGUGUCCUUGAUGGAUUGAUUGACUCUUAAGAUUUGGGGUGCUGCUAUUUAAUGAUUUGGAAGAUACUGAUGAUAUCAUGUAGGUGUCUGACUUCACUUUCGUUUUCAUAUCUUGUUAGUACUGAAAAAGUUCUGAAAAGUUUCCACUUACCAAUGAAUGUGUUGGUACCCUUUGCGUGUUGAA
Messenger RNA from Capsicum annuum, 3295 nucleotides. RefSeq lists its product as uncharacterized. Gene Ontology annotation, cellular component: dynein complex. The record is from RefSeq and is a predicted model, not a curated record. NCBI's taxonomy places the organism in Eukaryota, Viridiplantae, Streptophyta, Magnoliopsida, Solanales, Solanaceae. The transcript is spliced from 2 exons. Bases 1975 to 2838 code for a protein of 287 amino acids. Gene Ontology annotation, biological process: microtubule-based process. Gene Ontology annotation, molecular function: dynein intermediate chain binding; dynein light intermediate chain binding.